UCCUCAAGGGAAAGAAAAACCCAUUGAUAUAAAACCUCACUUCCCUGCUGGCUUCCUCUGCUAAAUGCCACUCCAGUAGAGAACAAGUGUUGAUAAAAACAGGGGAAAGAAAAAAUUAACUCUGUCCUCUGCUGCAGCUGACGCACCCCCCAGGCACCUCUUGUGAUCUGCUUGCUCACAAUCAAGGGACGCAGGUGCAGCAGAUGCUGACUCAGCCCGGGCCAUUAAGUGCAAGGCCAUGGGACCUGGACACUCUUCUUAUUUCCUCUAUUCAGAGGGCACAUUGUGAGAUGUGGUCCAGAGGAGCACCAAAAAAAAUUGUCACAGGCAGGGAGGUGCUUCCUAAUGAAGAGCAUCCACUCCCCUACAGUCUGGAAAGAUUAUACAGAGUUAUCAAGCAAGAAGAAAUUAGGAAACUAUGGGCAGGGCACGAAGGCCUCCAGCUGGGCAGCACAAGCACUGUGAGAAAUGCUUCAACCGUCACUGCCACAUUCCUGUGGAGCCCAGUGUCUCCUGCCUGGUAGUAAACUGCCAUCUGUCCUGUGGCGCUACCUUCCACAUGUGCAAAGCAGCAGAGCACGAGCUCCUCUGCCCUUUAGAGCAGGUUCCAUGCCUCAACUCUGAAUAUGGCUGCCCCCUCUCCAUGUCCCACCACAAACUGGCCAAGCACCUGCACGCGUGUCCCGCCAGUGUGGUGUGCUGCUCCAUGGAGUGGAACCGCUGGCCAAAUGUGGACUCUGAGACAACCCUUCACGAGAAUAUCAUGAAAGAGACCCCCAGUGAGGAGUGUUUGGAUACAGCCCUGGCCCUCCAGGAUCAGAAGGUCCUUUUUAGAUCUUUGAAAAUGGUAGAACUUUUCCCAGAAACUAGAGAGCCCAUUGAGGAGGAACCUAGGAAUGGAGAAGCCAGCUGGGAGGACCUGGGCGGAGCAGCAGGUGGAGCAGAUGCCGAUUUGGUACCUCAUGGCUCUCUAUCAGCAGCUAAUGGAGAGAUGGCAGAGCUGAGUCAAGAAGAACGAGAGGCAUUAGCCAAAACCAAAGAAGGGAUUGACCUGGUCAAGUUUGAUAAGUGGGAAAAUAUGUUCAGCAAAGAACAUGCAGCCGCUGCUUUAACAAGCUCUUCAGCCAGCUGUGAGGGCAAGAGCAGAGAUGGUCCAGAGAAAGAACAGAUUUCCAACUGUAGUGACAUGGCAGGAGAGGGCACAGCCAAAGGGAAAGAAGCACAGGGAAACCAGAAGCAGCAGGACUUUCAUGCAGCAGUGGAAACAACAGGGCUCGCUCCUUGGCAGGAUGGUGUUCUAGAAAGACUGAAAACAGCUGUAGAUGCAAAGGACUAUAACAUGUAUCUGGUGCACAAUGGGAGGAUGCUUAUUCACUUUGGUCAGAUGCCUGCUUGUACGCCUAAGGAGAGAGACUUUGUUUAUGGCAACCUUGAAGCUCAGGAAGUGAAGACUGUUUACACCUUCAAAGUUCCUGUGAGCUACUCUGGGAAGCGGGCUCGCAUCGGAGACGCCAUGUCAAGUUGUAAACCAAGUGAACACAAGGCAGUAGAUACUUCAGAUUUAGGGGUUACUGUGGAGGACCUGCCCAAAUCAGAUCUCAUUAAGACCACCCUCCUAUGUGCUUUAGAAAGAGAACUCAAAGGUCAUAUCAUCUCUGAAUCCAGGAGCAUUGAUGGGCUGUUCAUGGAUUUUGCUACACAGACAUACAGUUUUGAGCCAGAACAGUUUUCCUCUGGUACCGUGCUGGCUGACCUCACCACUACCAACCCCAGUGGGCUCCAUGUGGAGCUUCACAGUGAGUGUGUGACCAGGAGACACAAUAAGAGCAGCUCUGCCUUCACUUUCACAUGCAACAAAUUCUUCAGGAGGGAUGAGUUCCCUCUACACUUUAAGAAUGUCCACACAGACAUUCAGUCAUGUCUCAAUGGCUGGUUCCAGCAUCGAUGCCCUCUUGCCUACUUGGGAUGUACAUUUAUCCAAAACCAUUUCCGCCCCCCUGGGCAAAAGGCAAAAGUGAUCUAUAGUCAGGAGCUCAAGAACUUUGUCAUCAAGCCAGAGGUUGCUUCAGAGCUGAGUGAGGGAAGGAAGAACAACUAUCUUUCAGCCCAUGGAGGAAAAGGCCAGAAUUCCUUAACCAGCCUUCCCUUGGAAGUUCUGCAGUACAUUGCUGGGUUCCUGGACAGCAUCAGCCUGUCCCAGCUCUCCCAGGUAUCUGUGCUGAUGAGGAACAUCUGUGCCACUUUGUUACAAGAGAGAGGGAUGGUCCUCCUGCAAUGGAAGAAGAGGUAUUCCCAUGGAGGCACUACCUGGAGAGUCCACAGAAAGAUAUGGCAAUUCAGCAGCCUCUUCUCCAAAAUCAAGAGCUGGGAGUUUAAUGAAGUUGCCUCCAUGUCUGAGCACCUGAAGGUCUGUCCUUUCAACACUGUAGAGCACAAGACUGACCCCAUUCUUUUGACCAGCAUGUGUCAGCAACAUGAGCAGGCCCAAGAGAGCUUAGUCACCACCUUUAGAGCCAGACUACGAGGAAGACACAACUACUAAAGAUUCAAAUGCCAGCAUUCUUGGAUUCCCCCUCAGAGUUACUGACAGUAGUACAGAGUGUGGUUUUUGAGGACUUUCUUCUGGAAACUGCAUAUGUGCUUAUCGGGUGUAUUGGAACAUGCGAUGUCCUUCAAAACCUGAGCAGUUGCAUAAGGUAUAAGAAUUUCCUAAGCCAUGGUUUGUACAAUUGCUAUAGUGCCAUACUGAUAACGUAUUUCCUUCCUUUUUUUCCCCUAAAAUAAUAUGAGGAGAAAAUAGGUAACUUGAGGUCAUCGCUUAGGAGAUGAGAGAGCAGUGAGAUUCCAUAACCAGCACAGGCCUGUGCUUUUGUGGAGAGUUUGGUAGUUUACAAGCACUUUCAAAUUUAUGGGCAGGCAAUGUAGGGAUGGCCACUGAGGUGCCUCCCAGGGUACCCAGAGUGAAGGACACAUAGUUUGAAGGUUCUGGAACUGGGUUUUCCUGACAGUCAAGUCCAGGCUUCUUUUCAUCACCCCACUGCCUCUAAGCACAAAAAGUCCAAACAAAGCCCAACAGAGUAGAAAACUUGGCUGAGCAGAGCUCCCUCCAGGACAUCACAGGCCAAAGGAUAAGAGGCAGAAAUGAGGUCACAGUGUUUGUCCUGUAGAAUCUUGGCAACAUAUAAAAGGACAGCCUUGAAAAAUGAAGAGUCCAAAGAAGACACUGUAUUUAUUGAGAAAACUAGGACAAAAAGCCACAAGCCUACUUUCAAACAUUUUAAUAGUGAGUGAGAGUCAAGGUUCUUUUCUUCUGAAAAGUAUAUUCUAGGUCUGGAUUAGGGAGAGCAUAGGUAUAGCCCAGCACCAUCCUGGGAUAUCUGAAAUGACCUCAAGACACUAAUGCUGACUUCUGUGUCGUGCCAGAAUGCACAAAGGAACCCAAGGAGACCAUGCACUUGACAAAGUCCAGACAAGGCCCACUGCAGUGCCUGUGGUCCAGUCUCUAGGUCUCAGAUACCACCUGAGUACCUCUUAGGGUGUCUUGGGAAGGAAGACCUAUGAACAUAGUGGUUCCCUAUAACUGCUCCUACUUAUUGCUGGUCAUGACUCCAGUAUGUCAAAAAAUGGGUGAUGCUGAUGGUUUUUGGUAACAAACAGUGAACAUUCAUGAAAACAAAAGUAAAAUAAAAAUAUAUAAUAGAAACCGGUAUCCCCUAAAGCUGGGAACAAUUGACAUUUUGAACUGGAUAAUUAUUUGUCAUAAGGGGCUUUCCUGUGUGUUAUAGGAUAUUUAGAGGCAUCCUUGGCCUUUAUCCAAUAAACAGUAGCACCUUCACAGAUGCUACAGCCAAAAAUGUCUCCAGACAUUGCUAAAUACCCUCUGGGAGUAAACUGCUCCUGGUUGAGAACCACUGCUUUAAAGGAUGACAUGCUAGUGACAGUAAGUUAAGAUAAGCUUUUCAGUACAGUGAAAUCUUACAUAGUUAUGUACAAUGGCUAUAAUUUCACAUAGCACUUUAUUUACUAAAUAGGUUUUGGACACAUAGUGCUUCUAGGUUGGGAACCAGAUGGAGGUGGCAUGUUUGGUGUGGCUUCCUUUCCUUGGGUUGUGUCCAAAAAUAUAUCCCUUCAGCUCUCUCCAGGUGUAGCUGAAGCCAGGAAAGUGGAACUAUUACUCUUGUGUUUAUAUUCCUCUCAUCUUAAUUGGUGCCAUUUCCCCAGCAGUCUUAGCAAAACUCAAGCAAGUGAGAAAGAAGAUGAAAAGAGGACAGACCUUUUGAGGAAGCAGAGAACAAAGAAUUUAGCCAACAAAAAGGAGUCUAGUUGACCUGGAUGCUUGUUAUUGCCUGAGAGUCUCUGAACAUGGCCCAGAGCUGGUGGAGUUACAACAGAUGACUCCUCUGAGAAGAGUCAAGAAAGCGUUAGAGUAAGUCCAGAGUAGAAACAUGCCCAUCUUUUCAUCAUAAUGGACCACUUGGUACUAUUGGUAAUAUAUCUCUAUUUUUCCUAUUUCUUAUCAUUUGGUUUAUAUUUCACAUUUCCAUAUAAGGCAUGCUUUUCUAAAAAUAUAAUAGAAUGUGAGCUAAGAUUUUAUUCAGUGAAAAUGAAUAACCAGAAAUAACUAAACACUGAAGUGGGGAAAAAAGGAGGCACUCCCCAGGUCUCAGUGCUGUGCAUUGUGAACCUGGUCCUUUCUCUGUGGAGGAAGAAGGCUCCUAAGUCUACUCUGGGUUUCUUACAUUACUAGAAAAAGAGAGAAAGGGGAGCAUAUAGACCCAAGGAGAUGGAAAUCAAGGGCUACUGUAGACAGAUGAGAAGUAUAAGAAAGGAGGAGGGCAGAGGGCUUUUCCUUCACAAUUGAGGCAGCCCAAGAUUCAGAGGAGAGCCAGCAAAGUGCCCGAGCUACUCUGUGACUUCCAGUGACAAAAGUGCUGCCUUCAGAGCAGUACUGAAUUGAAGGACAUCGUCAACCACAUUUUAUAAGGUACCUGAUCAUACACGUUGCAGGAAACCGGACUACUGCGGGUCUCUGCUGGUCUAUGCAGAUAAUGUGCUCGUUAUGGUGAGAAGGCUGCUGGAGCAAGAGGCAAACCUUUUAGAGGGACUGUGGAUUUGACAGGAGAUGAUUUGAUUAGUGAGAAGAGGCUGUAGUGAACAGCAUGAGCCACUAGCAUUAUCUGACAGAGGCAAGGCAGCCAGACAUGGCUUAAGAUUAAGAAGCAGUUGAGAAGAUGCAAAGGGACUAUAUACCCAGGAAUAGGAGCCUGGAUGGGGAGAUGUCUAUGAGCCGAGGCCUCAGUGAGUAUCACUACCAAGAAAGUCAGUCCAGAGCAGGGAUCACCCAAAUGUGGAGGGUGAGGUCUGUAGAACUGAGGCAGAAAAGACCUCAUUGCUUUAAUAGCAAAGGGAU
Manis pentadactyla (Chinese pangolin) is the source of this 5410-nucleotide messenger RNA. RefSeq names its product F-box protein 40 (gene FBXO40). The record is from RefSeq and is a predicted model, not a curated record. Gene Ontology annotation, cellular component: cytoplasm. Gene Ontology annotation, molecular function: ubiquitin protein ligase activity; zinc ion binding; protein binding. Bases 419 to 2542 code for a protein of 707 amino acids. The transcript has 6 exons. NCBI's taxonomy places the organism in Eukaryota, Metazoa, Chordata, Mammalia, Pholidota, Manidae.